Molecule: messenger RNA, 479 nt
Organism: Eruca vesicaria subsp. sativa (arugula)
Lineage: Eukaryota; Viridiplantae; Streptophyta; Magnoliopsida; Brassicales; Brassicaceae
Source: the annotation of a GenBank genome assembly
AAAGCUUGCAAACGUUACAAGCCAAAAAGAUUUAUUUUGAUCUUUACAGAGAAACAAACAAAUGGAAGGUUUGAUUCCAUUCUUGUACAAAGCCUUUGUUAUGUAUAAAAGAGAAAGACGUUUCUCGUCAGUUUUGUUCAGCGAUCAUCACUCUCCUUCCACCGCCGGUUAUUACACGCGACUUCUCGAAGAUUCAUCUGCUAGUUCUAGACCAAAAGAUCUCAGGCUAUUGGGACCAGACCGUCUUGGAAUGUUGGAUACGAAGUCGUCUCCCACUAGCUAGGGACAUCACCAAGUUUCUGCAUGAAUGAUGAUGUAUUAUAUUUGCGCAUAUAUAUUGGUUUGCAUGACAUUGUGUUAAUUGUAUACUGACUGUUAUUAUAUUUCUAAGAAAAAUUAAAUUUGCUAAAAUUAUCAAAAACUAAAUGGUUCCUAAAGUGAAUGUAUACCGAAUGAAUUUAUGUAAAAAUUAUUUCUUC